This is a messenger RNA of Mycena indigotica, 294 nucleotides long. RefSeq lists its product as uncharacterized. The transcript has a single exon. Lineage: Eukaryota; Fungi; Basidiomycota; Agaricomycetes; Agaricales; Mycenaceae. The coding region runs from base 1 to 294 and encodes 97 amino acids. Gene Ontology annotation, biological process: mycotoxin biosynthetic process. The record is from RefSeq and is a predicted model, not a curated record.
AUGCGCUGUCUGGACGUUAUCCGCGCUGCCUUUGUCAGAAUGCGCGAUACGGGGUCAACGGAGCGGGACGAGCGGGCAGAGGCGUGUUCUGGGCACAUUCGCCAGGGGAUUGCGUGCACGGCCGACAUCACACUCAAGCCCGCCAAGGUCAAGUGCAGCAAAGACGAGGAAACGGGAAAGUUGUUUUGUCCGGUCAUCUCGGCGGUGGCAACGGGAAACAGGGUGGACGAUCGCUGUCGAGACUGGAGCCAAGCCCGAGAGUUUGUCGGGGAGAACCAGAAAUCCUGGGUGUAA